Anneissia japonica is the source of this 6800-nucleotide messenger RNA. Its product is annotated as growth factor receptor-bound protein 2-like. Gene Ontology annotation, molecular function: protein binding. NCBI's taxonomy places the organism in Eukaryota, Metazoa, Echinodermata, Crinoidea, Comatulida, Comatulidae. The coding region runs from base 267 to 905 and encodes 212 amino acids. The transcript is spliced from 5 exons. The record is from RefSeq and is a predicted model, not a curated record.
AAUACUGUUGUGUACCGCCGUCGUACCAGGAAGCUAUAGAAUACAUCAUCACACCCAGAAUCCAUUGCGGUAAUUGUAAUAGGAAAUACGACAACAUCCACAUUUAGCGUGUUUUUCUCGCCUUGAAAGGAAAUUAUUAUCUUAUUUUAUAGUAAAACUACACUAUUGAACCAAUAGUGCCGACCUUCAUGUGUUGAUUGAAGUGAUAUACUUGUGGUAUUUGGGUAUUUUAACUCACAAACACUAAUUUUCGAACACUAUCGGCAAUGGAAGCCAUAGCAACUUAUGAUUUUACAGCGUCAGAUGAUGACGAACUUUCAUUUCGCAAAGGCUACGUUUUAAAGAUUUUAAACAAAGACCAUGAUAGGAACUGGUUUAAGGCAGAACAUGAGGGACGAGAAGGACUUGUGCCAAAAAAUUACAUCACUAUGAAAUGUCAUGAUUGGUAUUACGGCAAGAUACCUCGUUCAAAAGCUGAAGAAAUCCUCGGUGCAGAUCAGUUUGUUAACGGCCAUUUUUUGGUACGAGAAAGCGAAAGCAGCCCUGGAGAAUUCUCGCUUUCAGUAAAAUAUGGGGAUAAAGUUCAACAUUUUAAAGUGUUACGAGAUGGAGCUGGGAAGUACUUCCUGUGGGUUGUCAAAUUCAAUUCUCUAAAUGAGCUUAUUCAGUACCACCGAAACUCGUCAGUCAGUCGGACACAAACAAUACAUUUAAAAGAUAUGAGGCGAACAAUAUGCAGAGUCAAAGCCAUGUUUGACUUUGUCCCACAAGAAGAUGGAGAAUUGAGCUUUAACUUGGGCGACGUCAUCGAUGUUUUAGACGAUUCGGAUGCUAACUGGUGGAGAGGUUGUCUGAAUGGAAAAGAAGGAAUGUUCCCGACACCUUACGUGCAAAAAUGUAAUUAAGAAUUGAAACUGGUACACAGUUGUGGUGCCAAGAACAAAUGCAUAGUGUCAUAACACCAAUUUUUUUUUCUUUAUAGUGUGCCAAAUUUAUACAACACAAUGCAUAGAUAAUCAAAAUUUACAAUCACAUGGUCUUCUAUCUAAAGUUUUAUCGCGAGUCACAAUCAUAUUGAAUAAUGCUAAAUAUUACUUCUAUUUUCCUUUUUAAGACUAUGAUUAGAUUCAAGGUUUGUAUUUUAAAAUAAACAUUUUCAUUAUAUAUGUCUGGUUUGGUAUGUACAGUACCUAUGAAUGAUCAAUAUUACUUUUAAUCAGGAGUCUAAAAAGAUCAUAAUUUUUGCCAUUUAUAUUUUUUUUUUGUCUUAUGUGUGUGUAGUAGUAAUCAGAGAAUCAUGUAAGGGCACCUGAUUUUUAUAAAGCAUCGUGUCAUAACACAAAUUUUGUUUUCUUUUUAGUGUGCCAAAUUUAUACAGUACAAUGUGUAGAUAAUCUAAAUUUACAGUCAGAUGAUCUUCUUCCUGAAGUGUUUAUCAUGAGUAAAUCAUUGAAUAUCGCUUAAUAAUAAUAUUACUUCUAUUUUCCUUUUUAAGACUAUGGAUAAUUAUAAGAGUCAAGGUUUACUAUUUGAAGUAAGCAUUUUCAUUAUAAUGUCUGGUUUGGUAUGCACCUGUGAAUGAUAAAUAUUAUUUUUAAUCAGUAGUCUAUAAAGAUUUUAAUUUUUUGCCAUUUAUAUAUUUUUUUGUCUUUAUGUGUGUGUAGUAUUAAUCAGAGAAUCAUGUAAGGGGACCCGAUUUUUAUAAAGAAUCAUGACUUUUAAUACCAAUGAAUUACAGUAGGCGAGACUUUUUUAUAUUUUGUUUUGUGAACUUAUUUUUUUACAGAUCGUCUGAGAAAGGUGGGGAAAAAAUGUUAAAGAAUUUAAUUUUUCUCAAUGCUUUAAAUUGAUAUAAUUAGGAAGAAACAUACUAUCUUAUUUUUGGAGAUUUCAAUGCAGAGGCGGGCAAAAUAAAAGUUACAUUUUAAAAAAAAAUUUUCAUUUAUUUUAAUGGCGGCUGGUGUGCUAUUUGGCCAGAAAUAUAAAAUUGAAUUUUUAUCCGAAAUCAUCAUUAUUGGCGGGUGGUGGGUUCGCUAAACGAGGUAUAAAAAAUUCUUGCCUGAUGGAAUGUGAUAUUCUAGACAGUAAAUCAUUGAUUGAUAUACCUACAGCUGCUUCUGUUUCUUCCCAAUAAAUGUCGGCGUUUUCUAAAAAUUUGCAAUUUGUACAUAAUAGUUUCUGUUUAAUAGCAAACGUAGCAAUUAUUGACUAUGUCUUUAGGGGGGUAGGGUGAGGGUAUGAAGGAUGUUGGAUGUGGGGGUGAAGAUUGUGUAUGAUUUCAUAGACAAAAUACCACAAGAUUGCUCAUAUUAAUGGACUCUUUUACAAGAAUAAAUAUUUUACAAUGUGAUAUUGUACAAGAUUAAAUUGACCGUAAAUAUACUUAAUGUAAAAGUACAUGGUUACAAAAAUUAAUGGUUUUAUAAAUAUGUUUAUUGUUACCUUUUCUUUUUUUGCUUUUACAUUGAAUCGGCCAUAGAAGGCGCAUGUAUAAAUGCCUAACUCUGCAUGCAGUGUCAUGGAAAAGGAAUGAAUGUAUUAGUAUUUUAAGAAUUAUGUACUGAAAUUGAAACAAAUUAAAAAUUCUUCUUUUCUUUUGCUGCGAAAGUGCUGCUUGGGAUUGUUCAUUCAACAAUUAAUAACUGUGCCAAAUCUUCAGGGAUUUUGUAUUUUUUAUUUAUCUAUUGUCUACCAUCUGUUUUGUAUGAUGUUGUGUAAAUUCAUUUUGAUAAAAACUUGUUUUAAUAGUGUUGAAUUUUAAAUCUAAAAUCUAAUUUUUUUUUUUUCACAAUAGUUCUUCGACAAACCCACAAUUGCAAAAAAAUAGCUUGUGUUGCCCAAGCAUUAUCAACCCAAAGUCUCAAAAAUUCAGUGUUGAUUUUUUCUUCUUUUUUUAGUCAAAAUAAAUUGUUCUUCCCAAGAAGCCCAAAAUGACUGAAUGAUUUAUGAAGUGGGCAUGUUUUAAGUUUUAGUAAUGUAUUGUUAUGCCUAAUCCAUGGGUUUUAGUCCAGUUUUAUCAGUAAAAAGUCUUAGGGUGAGUGAAGGACUGCCUGAGUUUCUGUAAAUCUUUGAUAGAUUCAAAAUUGAAAGGUUUGACAGUAUAAAAUUUGUUGCUUUUGAAAAUUGCUCUAGAUAAUCGUGUAAAAAAAACAAAUCACAAAAUGCAGCAUACUGUACAAUAAUAAUUAAAUACUUACUGUAUUGUGGACUUAACUGAUCAUGUCUUUUUCUUUGGCACAAUAUAUAUCUUCCAGAAAUUAACCAAAUCUCCCGUAAAUUUAUAAUAUUUGCAUGUUUUUACUAAUUUAUUAUCAAUUGUCUCAAGGAAAUUGGUGCGAAUGUUUAUUACCGCACGCAGUAAAUACAAUUAGACAUGUUGGAAAGCUGAUUUAACCAAAUCUCCCGGGCAGUGACUUAUGCCAAAUUGGGUCCCUUGAAUACUGUAAUCUAAUCCUCUAUUGGAAAAUGUACACUACAAUCAUUAGAAGCAAGAUAAUUCAUUCUUCUAUCGAAGAUUGAUUAAUUAUAUAAUUGAACUUUUAGUACCAUCAACCAAAUAAUCAGUCAAUAUCAGUAUAAACAACAAUAAUCGGGUAGAUCUAAAGAAAAAUCUGGUUAGAGGCCAUGCAACGUACAAAGCAGGGGGGGUGUGUGUAUGUUUAUGGAAUUUUUAUUUAGAAAUGCUUGACCAUAGAGAGAAGUACAUGAUAUUUAAAUCAACAAUUAGUUUGUUUUGGAAUACUGUACUGUGCUCCCCUUUAUUUUCUUUUCUCUGUUUUUAAAAAUUUUUUUUUAUUUGAGGGAGGUGCAGUUGGGCCUGGCCCAUGCCACCCCUCCCCCCCCCCAUUCUGCCUCUGAUAUUGUACUAACACAUUAAUAAGGUGUGUAUAAAUUAGAAACACUGUUUAUAUUGUAUUAUUUUUUCUAUUUUCCUUUUACAUAUGGUAAAAUUUUUUAUUUGCAGUUAAAAACUGAAUACUAAUUUUAGUAUAGUGUAGACUAAAGCCUCAUUCACUCUGAAUCCAAAUUUUUAAUAUCAAAUGCCUACCGAACCGAUCAGAAAAUUUAAUCGGUGUGUAAGAAUAAGGACGCUGGCGUUCAGCGUAUCGGAAACACGGUCUGAAGUUCGGGAUGUGAAUGCAGCUUAAAACUAGAUUUACACUAGACACGAAAACGACACGACGAUGACAUAUCAUCGCGUAGUUUGUAAUCUUCAAUACUGCGUGCAUCUGUAUCAUGUCAUAGUCUUGUCGUAAUCAUGUCUAGUGUAAAUAGAGCUUAACAGUGAGAGCAAAGUAGCAAAAUGAUUAUGUUAACAGUAAGAAUUUAUAGUUUUUAAUAAAUGUAAUACCAUUUGUAGUGUCAUCCAUAAUACAUUUGCUGUAAAAACACGCUUCAUGGGAUGUGUCAGUAGAAUUUUGUUAAUAUUCUAUUUUAAGUAAACAAAACCAUGUUAAUUUAAGAGAAAAUAGUUCAUUGCUGUUAAAAUUUGUUGCUGUAGGCAUGAUAAAUUAAAGAGUAAAUUCUGAAUUCUAAAUGUAGUGAUCAUGCCAAUCAAUGCCGUCGGUCAUUGCACUGUAUAUCGGUGAUCGUCAGGAUUACCUCUAUGCUCCUGUGGUCUAGUAUAAUCAUGCUUGCUAUGUUGAAACUCAAAAUCACCAAAUUAUAUUCACUUUAACUUGUAAAAAGUUGUUUUCCCGCCUGUAGAAAAGUAGAGUUGAUCAUUUGGUGUAUGCUAAGAUGUAUAAUGUUCUCUCUAGUAUUUACUGGACAUUUUGUGAGUUACUGUUACUGUACAGUGCUUUUUUAGACAUGUUUCUUCUGACAUAAGAAUGGUUGAUUUGAAUUUUGUAAAUAGAUGUUUUAAGAUUUCUUCAUAAAUAUAUAUUUUCAAUUUAUGUAGUUUUUAAAUUGUUCGCAUUAAUUUUGAGAGUAUAAUCAUAAUUGCUUGUGGAAUGCAUAUAGUGGUUGAUUUGAUUUUUUAUUUUUCAUCGCAUUAAUCACAGUUUGUGAAUUGUUUAGACACAUGUUUGCUAGUAAAUAAUUAAUGAAUUAUGAAUGUUUGAUUGAAAACAGGUGCCGAGCAUAACAGUACCAUUGUCAGGCCCAUAGCCAGGGGGGUUUUUUUAUGGUUCGGGCAAACCCACCCCCUUUUCUAGCCAAUCCCCCUUCCCUUUUCUAACCAUCCCCCCCUCUUUUCUAGAGAAUUUCACCUCAAAGUUCUCCAACCCAACUAAUGCACUGUAGACCCAGACUCAGACAUAAUGUUUUGCUGCAUACCUUAUCUGCUUUUAUAGCAUUAGGCUUAGGGGCUUUUGCUGACCCCAAGUCCAGAGAACCACCCCCGGGAAGAACCUGGCUAUGGGCAUGAUUGUUAAAUUCCCGAGUGGAGCUUCCAGGCUUGAUUUUAUAAACUACCUUUAAGCAAUGUUGCCAAGUAGAGCAACCAUUGCUGAACCACGUCUUAAACUCUGUCCACACUAUGCCCAUAUAUAGUCAUGAUGUGCCUAUAUAUGGUCGUGGUGUGUCUAUAUAUGGUCAUGAUGUGAUGUCAUCAUGAACAUAUUUAGGCAAAUUUGAUAGUGUGAACAGGGUUUAAGGUUUGUCAAACCAAAUAAUGGCACCUGGCUUCCAAAAGAAUUAAAAUACUUUUUUUUUUAAAUUACAUUGUUUUGAGGCCUCAAGGCAUGAUUUUGAACAGUGGUUUGCCGCUACUGGAUAAAAUGAACAGAAUUUUGUAUAAUUUUCAGGAUAUUAAUUUAACCCAAUCCUUGGGAUUGAAAGGCAGGAAUAACAACUCGGAUACCACUUUUUUACCACCUUCCUACAAGUAGCAUUCCCACCCAGUUGACUUUUACCAACGUCUAAAAUGACUACUUUUUAAAUCUAGUAGCUAUUAUUUGUUAGUAUUGUGUGUAGCAUUUGAAUGAUCACAUAGUGUUCACUAAGUAUUAUGCUUAAUAACAAUUUAUUACAUUUACAUAUAGUAACAUGAUACCAAUAUAGAUGUAAUGAAAUUUGAUUUAAUGUAGCAUAUUUACUAGCUUUAUUUUUAAGUUUGGUUAAAAUUUGUGGAAUUAUUUCAUGAUGACGAGAAUAAGUCAAUUUGUAGUUGAGCUGAGCAUGCCCGUAUCUGAGGUCAGAGUUGAUAUAAACAAAUGUUGUGUGUACGUUUGUUUAUGUAUAUUGACCUUGAUAUGAACAGAGCUAAAGAGCAGUUAUAUUGGCAUUUGUGGAUUAUUAAAAUAUUUACAAUGACAUGUGAUGUCAUUAACAACUUGUGACAUCAUCACAUGACAUCAUUAUGUGAUGUCACUACUGAUUGAUUUCAAUGCUAUAUAUAGAUGCAGAAUCUUAUUGUUUAAAAUGAUUGGAUGAUUUUCAUUUUUAUACCCGAUUCACACAAGACAAAAUUUUACAUGCUUAAUCUUGCAAGGGCUUCCCUACCAAAAUCAAUAAUGUAUUGUCUUCACACGGCGGAAUUUAAACCUUGCUUUAUGUUGAUACUGACAUUCAAUACACAGCCAGUGAUGACACUCACGGUACCACAUUGAAGAUAAGGCACGUCCUGUUAACAUGUGCAUAGAUCUAUGCUUAUCUCUUGUAGAUAAGGUGCUAAUUGAGCUUGUUGCAAAAAGUAAAAGGUUUAGAUGGAUGCUUCGUAUAUCCCACCCUACAAAUGUAGUGAAAUUACACAUGAAUGAGUGAUAAUAUUUCUUGGGAUUUCUUUGGUGGUUUCUGUAUGCAUAAGAAUUGUAACUGUUUAUUUACCAUUGAACAAAGCUGGAAGCUAAAUAUGA